AUGAUAGUCAGAAGAGAUCGCAUUCAUCAUCAAGGUAAAACCAAUCGAGAUUUCAAGAUGUUAGAUUCAUUCAAAAAUACUUCAAUUAAUCAAAUUAAUUCUUAAGAUGGAGAUAGAAUUGCUUCAUUAUCUGUUCCCAAAAAUAAGAAGUUUUCAGAAAUCUUAGACCAGAAGUCUAAAAGAAUUGUACAAUGCAAAGAUCCUGUUGAGGAAACAAAAAAUUCAGCUAAAAAAUUUAACCAACAUCAUUUAAUUGGCUAUCCGAGAUCCUCCAAUUUGGAAGAGAAGGAAUUGAUGAAAAGAGUGUUUUGUGGUGAUUCUAAUACACUUUUCUUUGAUGAGGAACACAGGUAAAGUUAAGAAAGUCCGGUUCAUACAAAAUAUGAGUAGAAGGAGAAAUUAGCAUAGUAGAAGAGAGAGGAGAACACUACAGGAAUUCAGGAAACAUAGUUAGUCGGUUUAGAAAAUAAGAAUACACUCGAAGGCAAGGUAGACCUAGAAAAAGUCAGAGAUAUCAGAAGAGCCAUUAGAAGAAGAUAUGCAAAUAGAAAAAACUUUUAAAAGAUCUUCAAUUUGUGGGAUGAAGAUUCCAAUGGUGCUGUUAGCGUUAAAAAUCUAUACAACAUGAUCUAAAGAUUAGGAAUCAACAUAAAUAUUGAUGAGGCAAGAGUCUUAUUAGCAAGUGCAGACAUGGAUGGGUCAAGUGAUUUAGGAUUAGAUGAAUUUCUAGAUCUCAUUUUCAAUGAUAAGGAUGCUCUUAAUGUAAAUUUAAAGGCAUUGCCAGCAUUAACUGAAGAUGAAAAGGAUUCUUUGGUAAAAAAUCAGGAAACCAUAGAUUUCCUAAGAAAAGAUGCUUUAUAAGCUAGAGAUAGAAGACACCAGAAUCAAGUCAAUCUCAUUCUAAAAAACAGAUUAUAAUAAUUGGGACAACAACUCACCAUGUAAGAUGAAUUACAAAAGGGAUACAUAAGUUUUGGCAGAUUUGAAAGAGUAAUUAAGAAAUUAGAGAUAGAUCCCAGUGUACUAUCUGAUCAAGAUCUCAAAAUCUUAUAUGACAAUUUCAAAAAUCAAGAUGACACAUUUGAUUAUAAAAAGUUCUUGAAUCAUCUUAAAUCAUUCUAAUUGUAAGAGGAAGUUUACAACGACCCAUAUUCAAACAAGAAUCAGGAACCAGUUGAUAAGAAAUAGUUAUUAUUAAAAAGCAUGAAAUAUUAAGAGGAUCAACUUAUUACUUUAUUCGACAUAACAAGAGUAGAUGCUCAUUCCUUGGAGAAGAUGAAAACAAAGACAAAGAAUCUUAUGAAUAAGAUUUAAAGAUAUUUACCUUCACAUACAAAAUUUGAGGAAUUUCUUAAAAGUAAAAUCUAAGGAAAUAAUGUAAAUGUAAAAGAAUUUUCUCAUGCGAUCAUACAAUUUUUGGAAAGUGUGAAUGAAAAAUACUAAAAAUUCGAUCUUGAAAGCAUGCUCAGCGUCUUGUAAUUUAGCUAAUAUGAAACUUAAAGAUCUGAUGAAAUUGUUAGGAUAUUGUUUAAUGAAACUGACUAGGAAUUUUAUGACAGAGCUCAAUUGAGAUAAAAAGGACCAGCACCUCCUGAGAAAAAAAUAAACAAUAAGAUAUUGAAAAAUAAAUCUGUAUGA
Molecule: messenger RNA, 1638 nt
Organism: Paramecium tetraurelia
Lineage: Eukaryota; Ciliophora; Oligohymenophorea; Peniculida; Parameciidae
Exons: 7
Molecular function (GO): calcium ion binding
Source: RefSeq, a predicted model, not a curated record